Messenger RNA from Branchiostoma floridae (Florida lancelet), 3844 nucleotides. RefSeq names its product large neutral amino acids transporter small subunit 1-like. The transcript has 10 exons. Lineage: Eukaryota; Metazoa; Chordata; Leptocardii; Amphioxiformes; Branchiostomatidae. Gene Ontology annotation, molecular function: neutral L-amino acid transmembrane transporter activity; L-amino acid transmembrane transporter activity. Bases 187 to 1653 code for a protein of 488 amino acids. The record is from RefSeq and is a predicted model, not a curated record. Gene Ontology annotation, cellular component: membrane. Gene Ontology annotation, biological process: neutral amino acid transport; amino acid transmembrane transport.
GUGUGCAGUGACCCAGCACGGCUUUGUCGUAGGUUUCCCGCGCACUUCGUGUGUAUAUUACCAACACAAUACACUUCCACCUUGUUUUGGCGGGAGACUCGCAGAUUUGCCACAGCUCCGUCAGCAACAGGCUGUUUGUUGUACUUUUUUGCGUAGUCUGUGGUAGAAAUUCUGAAGUUGGAAGAUAUGGGGAGCGAUUUGGAAGACUCGCCAGCAUCGGCAGACGGGCCCAGGGCUGUUCGGGAGGGAUCCGUGGCUCUCAAGAGGAAGGUCACUCUGAUAAACGCUAUCGGACUCAUUGUCGGGAACAUCAUCGGCUCGGGGAUCUUCAUAUCACCGAAGGGUGUGCUACAGGACGCCGGUAACGUCGGCGUGGCGCUGAUCAUCUGGGCGAUCAGCGGGGUGAUCUCGGCGAUCGGGGCGCUGUGUUACGCCGACCUCGGCACGGCCAUCCCCCGCUCGGGCGGCGACUACUCGUACAUCCUCGACAUCUUCGGGCCCCUACCCGCCUUCCUCCGGCUGUGGGUGGAGCUGAUCAUCGUCAGGCCGUGUACACACGCAGUCAUCGCCCUAACUUUCGCCUUCUACAUCCUGUACCCGGUCUACACACCAUGUACCCCGCCAGACUCGGCAGUGGCACUCCUGGCUGCACUGUGUAUCUGUCUGCUGACGUUUGUGAACUGUGCCAGUGUGCGCAGUGCAACACGGGUACAGGAUCUCUUCACGGCCGCCAAGCUCCUGGCGCUGGCCAUCAUCGUCAUCUUCGGUAUGAUCCAACUCGGCAAAGGGGAGGUACUACACCUGGCCCCGGAACUGGCAUGGCGAGGGGCAACCAAUGUGGGCGGGAUCUCCCUGGCGCUGUACUCGGGACUCUGGGCUUUCGCUGGAUGGGCUGACCUGACCUUUGUGACCGAGGAAAUCAGGGAUCCAUCAAGAAACGUUCCCAGGUCCAUCGUGAUCUCCAUGACUGUCGUGACUAUCGUGUACCUGCUAGCUAACGUGGCGUACUUCACCGGGAUGACUCCUCAGGAGAUGCUGGAAAGCGACGCAGUGGCAGUGACGUUUGGCCUGAGGCUGCUGGGUGCGGCCUGGUGGAUCAUCCCCAUCUUCGUCGCCUUCUCCACAUUCGGUGCCGUCAACGGGUCCAUGUUUGCGUCCGCCAGGUUGUAUUUUGUGGGCGCACGUGAGGGCCAUCUACCUGACAUCCUGGCUAUGGUGAACGUCCACCGGUACACUCCCGUACCGUCACUCGUCCUGGGGGGAAUCCUGUCCCUGGUCAUGCUGUGUACGACAGACGUGUACGUCCUCAUCAACUACGCCAGCUUCGUGUACUGGAUCUUCAUCGGGAUGGCGAUCCUGGGCCUGGUGGUCAUCGAAUUCAAAUACCCCAACAUGGAGAGACCGGUCAAGAUGCCAGUCGUCCUGCCCAUCAUAUUUGUCCUGGCAUGUCUGUUCAUCGUGGUUGUUUCCAUCUGGGUGGCGCCCAUCGAGUGUCUGGCGGGGGCAGGCAUCACGCUGACCGGCGUACCUGUCUACUUCUUCGGCGUCUACUGGCAAUCCAAACCGCAGUGGCUGACCGACAAAUUUGAUGCCUGCACGGUGUUCUGCCAGAAGAUCAUGACAUGUUGUAAGGAGGAGCAUCAGAAGGAGUGAGGGACUCUACGGAAAGUUUUCAAUACUGAUCAACAUAUCCAGUUAGACUUUUCCACUAACUGUGCGCCAAUGUGAAAUAUGAAAAUGUUGAAGGGGGAGUGUCAUUUUUUAAAACAAAGUAGAGAUGGGUGCAAGUGAAUUUUGAUACUGUGUACCAGAUGAAAUGAUUUCUGUCCCCUCCCAUCCUCGACUCUGGAAUGAAAUACUUAGUACCCACAAUGUUACCAGGGACUUCAGAUGAUAUCGAACGUGUCUCACUACUCAUUGACCACUUUUUCGUGGAACGCUCUGUCUACAGUUAUAAAAUCUGAACUAACGAGCAAUGUUUGAAAUCUGUUAAAGAAAAGCAGAUUAUUCGUGUUCAUUCUGAACGAGUAAAAAGAAAGAAAGAUACGUGUCAGCUAUUGACCAAGUUUCCGACAUACUCGAGUGCCUAAUAAUAUGUAGCAAAAUGUGACCAAAGAAUGGAAGUGAUUACCCUGUUAUUCAGUCCGCGUUUCACAAAGGACAGUGCUCGGGUGAUCUAACAUAUUAAAUGGGUAACCUCUUCUGCUGUAUUGUAACAAACAUUUUGUUGUAUAAGAGAAAAUAUUAUGGUUUUAGCACGCGCGUGUUUUUCAGAGGCAUUUGGUUUGGAUCGUUUAGUUCAUUGCUGACUGAUACAGUAACACACAUAGCACUGUCCUCUUGUGUAGACUCUAACAUCAGUCAUUUGUAAAUUGUAUCCACACCAUUUUAUUACUUCCCGUGCUUAUUGCGCUACGAAGUCCGCUAUUGUUUGUGUUGUAUGUAUGAGGAGUCUACUGCCUUGUAUUUGUAAAUAUUGCUAUAUAUGUGGUGUGGAUCUGUCCUAAAUGAAUUGAUCAUUGAAUAUGGUUGAUGUUGUAAUUUGGGUUGAUUUAAUGCAGAGUUAAGGCACAGACCUCUGUUUUUCCAAAUGUAAAGGCAUGUUAUACUUAAUUUUCAAUUGGCGUAUACGCUCUGAGAACCACGUAUGUAUGUUUCUCUGCUAUUUUUUUGCAAAGGGCUCAGAGCAGUGCUGUGUAUUUCUUUUUGCAGACGCACAUUAUUUUCUUAUUUUCCAAGUGCUGUACAGAAGGUACUUAAUGCAAGUUGUAUUUUUUAGAUCUGCUUUUUGAUAGAACCAUAGAAAAUCAUGGCAAGAAAUUUUAUUGUUUUGUCAGAACUAGCGUUGUGCCAAAUGUUGAUUUUAUUUUGGGUUGUUUUAAGUAGAAUUAUGCUUCUUGUUUCUUCGUUGAAGAAGGGAAUAGAUGUGACAGUAACAAACAAGACCUAUUGAUGUCUUCAACAGUGUGAUGUGAGAGAUCUUAAGGAACUGUGUUUGAGAUAUAAGAACCUGUUAGAGUUAUUCCACUGUAGAUAGUUUUGUGGCGGGGUUAAAACGACUUGCCGACGUGCGUUAAAGAUGGAUGUAGAGAAAGAUAGAUGUGCGACAAGACUGGAAUGUUGAUCACGUUUCCAGUCGUCUUCCCUUCUGUUGAAAUGUUUAUAAUGGAAUAACAAUUAGGACACAAAAUUCCAUGUGUUUAGUGAGCAGUUCUCACCUAUUGGUCUUCGAUACUGCCGCUAUGUACCACUUGUUGAUUGCACAAUAUUUGGUGUCAAACGCUUAGGCGUAUGUAUACACGUAGACUAUAGAAUUGAGGUGACCAUUAUGCAUUAAUUAUAUCACAAAGAGGGAUCGUGUACUUAAGGAUACAUGUGAAAAUGUCAAUUUGAAAGACUCCAACAAACUGUAUAUUGUUACGUUGACCUGAAAGCAUAUAAUACGUUUGGUUGCCCAUUUUAACUUCCAAAUCUUAUUUUAGGUUCAAAUAUUCAAUUUUUGUGACCUUAAGUAAACAAAAAAACUAAUAGAGGUGUAUUUGCUAUUCGUGAUUUUCAAUAAUACACUACCAAAACAUUUGAUACAGUUAAAAAUGUCAACGAAUUUGUGGGCGCUUUCUCAGGGACCACCUUGAUGUGUACAUCUUUCUCAUGUAAGUUAGCUCUAGUCUCUGAUGCAGGCUUCUUCAACCUUUGUCCGGUAAAAGACAGAGAUAACUUGCCGCCGAAGAAGGCUGGAUCUGAGGCUAGAUAUGUAAGUAGUACUAGUACUGUACUUCAUGUGCCACGAGGUUCCUUUUAUUUUGUAUUUCGGCUUGGAUAUCAAAUAAACCGUGCGAUCUCA